CGAAAUGCUCAUUUCUCCUCACGGCGGAAGUAGACGGGGUGUCAGCUGAUACGUGACGUCACGGAGGUUCACCCGGAUGAAAGAUGGCUAACACCUAUGACACUUUUCUUCUGCACACCACACCUGAUACCUUUUACCUGGAGGCAAGUGACCAUGGCUCUGGGGACGUGUUGGCCAUCGAUAGGGUGUCAACCGAGAUGACUCUCACCGUAAAGAAGGACAUUCCUGCAUCAGCCGAGACCAGGCCCAUAUGUGGAGUCAUGGGGACCGUGCGUCUGGUGGCAGGUAUGUACCUGAUUGUCAUCACCAAGAAGACCAAGGUGGGCGAUCUCUUUGGCCACGCCGUAUGGAAGGCUUUGGAUUUUGACAUCAUCUCCUACAAGAAGACAAUAAUACAUCUAACAGACAACCAGAUGCAAGACAGCAAGAUCUACUUGUCCAUGAUCAACAAUGUCCUCCGUACAGCCAGCUUCUACUUUGCAACAGACUAUGAUCUUACCCACACUCUGCAGCGACUGGCCAACACCAGUCCUGAAUUUCAGGAGAUGAGCCUCCUGGAGAGGGCAGAUCAGCGUUUUGUUUGGAAUGGCCAUCUGCUGAGGGAGUUCCUUGCACAGCCAGAGUUGCACAAGUUUGUAUUUCCUGUCAUCCAUGGAUUCAUCACCAUGAAGUCCAGUUGUAUCAACGGCAAAGUCUUUGACUGGACUAUUAUCUCCAGGAGAAGCUGCUUCAGAGCUGGUGUGCGAUACUACGUUCGAGGGAUCGACUCCGAGGGCCAUGCUGCCAACUAUGUGGAGACGGAGCAGAUCGUGCAGUGCAACACUGCCAAGGCUUCCUUUGUUCAGACCAGAGGCUCGAUCCCUUUCUACUGGUCCCAAAGGCCUAACCUCAAGUACAAGCCAAGACCACAGAUCAGCAAAACCGUCAACCAUCUGGAUGGAUUCCAGAGACACUUUGACUCCCAGAUUCUUCUUUACGGCAAACAAGUCAUCUUGAACCUGAUCAACCAGAAGGGCUCAGAAAAGCCACUGGAGCAGGCCUUUGAAAAGAUGGUGGCCAGCCUUGGAAACGGCACCAUCAAAUACGUGGCGUUUGACUUCCACAGGGAGUGCAGUCGGAUGAGGUGGCAUCGCCUCCAGCUCUUGUUGGACAUGGUUGCUGAACUCCAAGAGGAAUUUGGGUAUUUCAUGGUGGAUUCAGACGGGAAGGUGCUGUUGAACCAGGAGGGGGCAUUCCGGAGCAACUGCAUGGACUGUCUGGACCGUACCAAUGUCAUCCAGAGUUUGCUGGCCAGACGCUCGCUUCAGUCACAGCUGCGGAGAAUGGGCAUCCUCCACGCCAACCAGCACUUGGAGGACCAAGCCGAUUUUGAGAAGAUGUACAAGAAUGCUUGGGCAGACAACGCAGAUGCUUGCGCCAAACAAUAUGCGGGCACCGGAGCAUUGAAGACCGACUUCACCAGGACUGGCAAGAGAACUCAGUGGGGGCUGCUGAUGGACGGCUGGAACUCCAUGAUCCGUUAUUACAAGAACAACUUCUCUGAUGGCUUUCGACAGGACUCCAUCGACCUGUUCCUGGGCAACUUUGCUGUGGAUGAAGGCGAUACCACGACACCACUGCGAGAGCCCAAGGACUGGAAGUUUCUGACGCUGCCGAUCAUCAUGGUGGUGGCAUUCUCCAUGUGCAUCAUCUGCCUGCUCAUGGCCGGCGACACCUGGACCGAGACUCUGGCUUACGUUUUGUUCUGGGGAUCAGCCAGCGUGGUGACCGGCGGCCUGAUCCUCUUCAACGGACGGGACUUUGUGGACGCACCCAAGCUGGUCCAGAAAGAGAAGCUGGACUGAAUGUGUGUGUGUGGAAAGCAGCUUACCACCUCAUCAUCGUCUUACCCCCAGCAUCAUCAUCAUCAUCAGGCCUGGAGCCUGUACUAGCACCAGAGGAGCCUGUACUAGCAUCAGAGGAGCCUGUACUAGCACCAGAGGAGCCUGUACUAGCACCAGAGGCUGGAGUGGAAGAAGGUGAGGUCAGCGGCUGCUAUCCACACUGUUCUUAUGUAUCAUCAAGUUAUGGGGGUUUAUGUACAUAUUCAUAUAUAUACUUGUGUGUGUAUUUAUAUACUUGUAUGUAUAUACAUGUGUGUGUAUAUAUAUAAAUAUGCACGUAUAAAUACACGUGUAUAUAUGUAUACAUAUAUAUAUAUAUAUAUAUAUAUACACAUACAUAUAUAUAUAUAUAUAUAUAUAUAUAUAUAUAUAUAUAUAUAUAUAUAUAUAUAUAUACACAUACAUGUAUUUAUGUGUAUUGGGGUUAGGUUGGGAAAAUGACUAAAAUCUUUGAACUCCUUGUUGUAAUGACUAUUGAAAUUGCUUGAUUGCAAAGUAGUACAAGACUACACACUUUGAAGGGUUUAAUCAAUAGGCUGUGUUCAAUGAGUACUCAUUCCAUCACUUCAAGUGUAAUUACCAGAUGCUGAAUGUAAAUUUCGGAACACGUCUUGUAUAUAUUCAUCUACAUGUAGAAAUACACACCCCAUGUAUGUA
This is a messenger RNA of Nerophis ophidion (straightnose pipefish), 2540 nucleotides long. Its product is annotated as phosphatidylinositol-3-phosphatase SAC1-B. Gene Ontology annotation, cellular component: endoplasmic reticulum. Gene Ontology annotation, molecular function: phosphatidylinositol-4-phosphate phosphatase activity. Bases 84 to 1844 code for a protein of 586 amino acids. NCBI's taxonomy places the organism in Eukaryota, Metazoa, Chordata, Actinopteri, Syngnathiformes, Syngnathidae. Gene Ontology annotation, biological process: phosphatidylinositol dephosphorylation. The transcript has 20 exons. The record is from RefSeq and is a predicted model, not a curated record.